AUGUCCCUCGUCGACGAGGACAUGCAGCUCCUCCAGCAGCUCCUCUCCCUCUCCGACAAAAUCGACGAGAUCAAGUCGGGCAUGCGGCGGUGUCGCAGCGAGCGCAAGCUGUCCGCCGCGGCGUCGAGUAGCGAUGAGGAGGACCGGCCAUUGGAUCCACUCCCCUCUGAAGGUUCCGCCGUGACCAACCUGUACGUCGACAGCGAAGCGCCGCAGUACUUCUCGCGCAAAAACUCGGUCCUCCGCAUCCCGAUCCCACCCCGGUCCAGCAACCGCUUCAACCGGAGACCGCCCCGCCGUACCUCCGAAGCCCUCAAAAUCAGCGUUGGGAAGCUGCGCGAGGAGACCGACGAGCUGGUCCAAUCCGAGAAUUCCGAUGAACCCAUCUCCCCGGCCCUCACAUAUUCCCACUCGUCGGCCAGUAGCUGCACAAGUGGCUCCAUCAUCGCCAAGAAGACGCGCUCCUCGCACUCGUCGAUCGACUCCGGUCUUCCGCCAACCCCUACUGAAUCUGAU
Messenger RNA from Mesorhabditis spiculigera, 516 nucleotides. Lineage: Eukaryota; Metazoa; Nematoda; Chromadorea; Rhabditida; Rhabditidae. The record is from the annotation of a GenBank genome assembly.